AUGGUAAUUAAUCUAUCAGAUCUCUGGAAUCUCUACAUCGGCCCCGUCCAAACCCCAUCUGUGAAUACAACCAUCGAGCCAACCCCCAUCCCCUCUGCAGACCUCAUCCCCCCACCUUACCUCGAUUAUCCAGAUACAACAUAUGCCAAUUACUCAUUCCCCAAAGGCUUCUGGUGGGGUGUUGCAUCAGCCUCGUAUCAGGUCGAAGGCGCCGUCAAAGCAGAAGGUCGAGGACCGAGUAUUUGGGAUGCAUUCACUCACAGAGCGAUGAGUGUAGCGGAUAACCAGACGGGGGAUGUCGCAAUUAAUGAGUAUUAUACUUAUAAGCGAGAAAUCCAACGCAUCGCAGCAAUGGGCGUAAAAGCCUACUCCUUCUCCAUUUCCUGGUCACGGAUAUUCCCCUUUGGUAACGGUCCCAUCAACGAAGCUGGGCUGAAGCAUUACGACGAUCUCAUCGAGACCUGUAUACAAUAUGGUGUCCAACCACAUGUCACCAUGUAUCACUGGGAUCUGCCACUCUACCUCCAACUGUCAUACGGCGGAUGGACAGACGCACGGAUCGUGGAUGACUUUGUAGACUACGCCAAAGUCCUCCUCACUCGCUGGGGAGAUAAAGUCGCCCAGUGGUAUACAUUCAACGAACCGAUUUCGUUUUGCGGCGAGUAUCCCGUGCCUGAGGGGUACUUUCCCCGUAACACUGAUAUCCCUGAUGUGCAGCAGAAGUUCUGGUGUGGGCAUUAUAUGCUGCUUGCGGCGGGGAGGACGUAUCGACUUGCGCGGUCGAUGAAUAUCACGGCGCCUAUCACUGUUAAGAAUAACGGUGGGUAUAAACUGCCUCGUACUAAUUCCAGUGAAGAUAUCGAAGCAGUCGAACGCGCAUACGCAUUCAACGAAGGCUGGUUCGCGGAUCCAUUAUUCCUCACUGGCGACUAUCCACCCCGUCUGAAGAACUUCACAUCAACCUUCCUCCCUGAAUUCACCGAAGAAGAAAAAGCCAUGAUAAAAGGCGCAAGCGACUACUUUGCCCACGACGCAUACACAGCAGCCUACUAUGCAGCCCCGGACGCCGGGAUAGCUGCCUGCCUAACCGACCCCUCCAACACACUCUACCCAACCUGCUACAACUCAUCUUACACCCUCCCACCCUCCCAAGGCGGUUGGCUCAUCGGCCCAGCCGCAGACCCCAGCUCGCGCUGGCUGCACAAAGCAACCGAGUACCUUCCCGCGUUCCUAAAAUACAUCCAAAACACCUGGAAACCGGAAAAGGGCAUCGUGAUCACAGAGUUUGGGUUCACGGAGCCGUUUGAGGCAUACAAGACGAAGAGGGAGGAUAUACUUACCGAUCCGAUUCGGUCUGCGUAUUAUCGUGAUUAUGUGCAGGGGAUGCUGGUGGCGAUAUCAGAGGGGGUGAAUCUGGUGGGAUGUUUGGCGUGGUCGAUUGCGGAUAAUCUGGAGUGGACGGCGGGGUUUACGGUUAAGUUUGGCUUGCAGGUAAGAUCUUAUGUUGAGUUGGUGAGAUGA
Aspergillus wentii DTO 134E9 is the source of this 1521-nucleotide messenger RNA. RefSeq names its product glycoside hydrolase family 1 protein. The transcript has 2 exons. The record is from RefSeq and is a predicted model, not a curated record. NCBI's taxonomy places the organism in Eukaryota, Fungi, Ascomycota, Eurotiomycetes, Eurotiales, Aspergillaceae. Gene Ontology annotation, molecular function: beta-glucosidase activity. Bases 1 to 1521 code for a protein of 506 amino acids. Gene Ontology annotation, biological process: carbohydrate metabolic process.